GUUGCUGAUGAUGUGACCAUUGUUCUGCUAAAUACUAAAAGAUAAUUGCGAUAUUCUGAUAAAUGUGGUUAAGGAGAUUGUCAAUAUGAUGCAAAUAAUCUUGUUUAUAUCUGAAGUUUUUAUCAAUGUAAAAUGACGGACAAAAAAAGCGAAUAUUUCCACCCCGAUGGGGGUUAUGGAUGGGUUAUAGUUACCGCUAUAAUUUUUAUAAAUGUAUCACUGCUUAUACUAGUCCCAAAUUUCGGGUUAAUCUUCGAAGAUGAAUUCAAAGAGAUGGGCAUCAACGCGGCCCAAAAGUCGUUUUUGCUCCACUUAAACAGCGCGAUUUUUUGCGUUUUCGGACUUUUCGUUAGCCCGUUUCUUAAGAAGUUUAGUUUUAGACAGGUGGGCAUAGUUGGCGCCACCUUGAUGUGCUCUGGAAUUUUUUUCGCCAGUUUUGCGCAUUCUUAUGAGGCUCUUAUUUUGUGUAUUUCAAUAUGCAUGGGUAUUGGACAGGGUAUUUUAAUGCCAGCCACAUACUUAGCCACAAAUACUUACUUCAAAAAGAAACUUACAGUAGCUGUAAGCAUUUCUGUCACGGGAGCCAGUAUUGGCCAAAUAUUCAUGCCGAAAAUUAUAGUUCUACUAUUGGAGAAUAUCGGUAGAGCUUACACGAUUCUAGUACUUUUCGGAAUAUCUUUGACAUCAUUGCCAUGCUGUCUAUUAAUGAAACCACUGGAAAAACCAAUUAUAGAAAACAUGCUGCCGAGAGCAGAAGGAAAGACCGACUCUGUAUACAAUGAGACUACGGUGAAAAAGCAGGAAGAAACUUUAGCUAAAAAACUAAUGGAUUUGUUUGAUGUAGAGCUCCUUAAACAAAGGUCUUUCAUGACUAUUGUGGUUGUCUUGGGGUUAUCGUUCGCAGCCGAACUGAAUGUGGUGCUUAUGAUGCAAUUUAUUUUGGCCAAGUUGGCCAUGUUAAACAAACAAGAUAUAGCUACGACCAUUAUGUUUCAAUACAUAGGUGAUAUACUUGGCAGAUUAGCUAUACCUCUGAUAUCACAUUGCCUUAAGGUUCCUCCAAAAGUUUGUUACUCGUUGGCGUUGAUAUUCGCUUGUUUUGCUAGGACAGGCUUGGCAGUAUUAUAUACUUCAUAUUACUCGGUAAUAUUUUUCUGUUUUUGUUUUGGACUAUCCAAAGGUGCUAGAGCUGUGUUUCAAUCUGUGAUUAUACCAAAAUUCGUAACCUUCAAUAAAUUACCAGUCGCAACUGGUAUAAACAUGUUGUUUACAGGCGUAGCCACACUAAUAUUAGGGCCUGCAUUGGGUGGAGUCCAUGAUUUAUCAGGCUCCUAUGUAUAUUCCCUUCACACCACUUCAAUCAUAUCAAUGAUAUGCAUUUUAAUAUGGCUACUGGAAUGGUUUUUCUUUACGUUAAGAGCAAAAAGGGAACAAAAUAUGGAUGAAACUGUUGAAAUAUCCUAAGUACUAGUCACAAUCACAAAGCCAUAUAAACUAAUAAGACUGGUAACUCAAAUAUUAUAUAAAGUAAGUUUUAAGGCAUCUUUAAAUAGGUAUUAAAGGAGUUUUUUU
Brassicogethes aeneus is the source of this 1572-nucleotide messenger RNA. NCBI's taxonomy places the organism in Eukaryota, Metazoa, Arthropoda, Insecta, Coleoptera, Nitidulidae. The record is from the annotation of a GenBank genome assembly.